Sinocyclocheilus grahami is the source of this 1170-nucleotide messenger RNA. Its product is annotated as tubulin-specific chaperone cofactor E-like protein. NCBI's taxonomy places the organism in Eukaryota, Metazoa, Chordata, Actinopteri, Cypriniformes, Cyprinidae. Gene Ontology annotation, molecular function: protein binding. The record is from RefSeq and is a predicted model, not a curated record. The transcript is spliced from 4 exons. The annotation marks the transcript as partial.
UUGUCCAGACUAGAGGAGCUGUUCCUGUGCCUUAAUGAGUACACCACUGUGACACCGGCCACCAUGCCCUGCCCCACACUGCGUCUGCUCCACAUCACAGAUAACAGUCUCCAGGAGUGGAGUGAAGUACGAAAAUUCGGCUCCAUGUUCCCUGCACUGGACACUUUGGUCAUGGCCAACAACAACCUGAACUCCAUUCAAGACUCAGGAGAAAUCCUUCAGCGGCUCUUCCCUAACCUUCGAAGCAUCAAUCUGCAUAACGCAGGACUUAAUCGAUGGGAGGACAUUGAGAAGCUAAAUUUUCUGCCCAAACUGGAAGAAAUGAGGUUGCAAGGCAUUCCUCUACUGCAGGCUUACACGAGCAUGGAGCGUCGCAGUCUAAUGAUAGCCCAACUGCCGUCAGUGACCUCUCUGAAUGGGAGUGCCGUGACGGAUUGUGAGAGAGAAGAUGCUGAGAGAUUCUUCAUCCGUUAUCACUUGGAUCAUUCAGAGGAAAUUUUGCUUUGGAGAUAUCACUGCUUGGUGACCAAAUAUGGGAAACUGGCUCCUCUGGCUGAGAUUGACCUGAGACCACGUUGCCACGCCAAGGUGGAGGUACGCUAUGAAGACAAAGUACAGCAGGUGAGCAUCCGUUUGGACAAGACUGUCGGAGAGCUGAAGAAGCAGCUGAGGACUGUUGUGCAGCUCCCCAUCAGCAACAUGCGCAUUUACUACAUCGACAAGGGUUCUGCCUUCGGCCCUGAUGAGUUGAAGUACAGCACACGGGCCUUGCACUCCUACAGCAUUCAAGAUGGGGAUGAGAUCUUGGUAGUUCCCAAAACAAAAUAACUGUCUUUCUCCAGGAUCACAAAAAGCUAUAUUUAAAUAACCAAAUCAACUUUAAACUAGCACCAUCUAAGCUCCAUAGAGUGAAUGGGACUGUCUUUUCAGGGAAAAACUGCUUUGCUUGGGCUUCAGUUGUAUUCAAUAGGCACAUAGCGUGUCAUGUCACUACACAGUCAUAAGAGACACCAUGACUCGUGUGCAACUUUAGUUUUGUUGCUGUUGUUAAGGGUUUACUUUUUGUUUUCAGACUUCACGAGCACCCCUGUAUUUUCAAAAAUAAAGCACAGCGGAGGGCUCUGGCAGCCCAGGAUGUGCAGAUUUUAAGACAAUCACCCAUAGCUGAAA